AUGGCAACUACAGCUGCCCCCUUAUUCAGGAAUACAUCGCCAAUAACGCCAAUCGCUAUAUUCAAGACCUGGAAGACGAAAGGCAAUGCCAACAACCUGAACAACGUUAUGGAAAACAGAAGUUGCAUUCUCCUCACAAGCAACCACGAUCUGGCUAGGGGAUAUGUAGGAGAAUCCCACUUACUUAAGCUUUGGACAGAGUGCGAGAGCAUUGAGACAGAGUUUAAAACGGUUUUGAACAGGAUCGACAACCGCAAAAGGCGAACUAUCGGCAAAGAUGAUGAGCGAGCUAAGAAUAAGAUUCCUCACCUCGCUCUGGCAGGUCUGUGGGAUAGGCGCAAGAUCGACGAGAUGGACAGCCGCCUAAAGGCACUACAAAAACAGAUUAUGAAUUGCAUUGUGUUCUGUCUCUGGGCUGACUCAAAGAAGACAGCAAGGUGGGAAUUGCAUUUGACGAAAAGAUUGGAUACUAUACUCGGAAUCCUGGCAAGAGUUGAGAAAUCAGCAGCAGAGCAGGGCGGUACUAUAAGGGACAUGACAGAUGAUAAGCCUUUUGAACCUUUGAUUUCAGAGAUGGAUGACGUUUGUCAGGCCUUGAUCUCCGAAGGUGGAAACUCGAAGUGGCUUACCAGAGGAGUCGACGGUAAAUUGACAGAAGUAAUAUCGUCUUUGAUAAAAGCAUGCCAAUCUAUGUCCCUCCAAAGGGUAGGCCAGGAGGUAACCAAAGCUCUGACAAGUAGUAAUUCCGCUGAUGCAAAGAACAUCCGCUCUGAACUGGUGCGGUUGCUCUGGGAUAAGAGAUGGACAUUGGACAACUCAAUGGCAAUGUUUGAAACGGAUCAGGUACUUGGUAAACCAGAACUUGCAGAUGUCGGGAAGGAUAUUUCCCAUGGCCUCUACUUCGAGUCCAUGUACGAUGUCGAAGACGCAGUGGCCAAUAAUUUCGACACUACAUACGAAUGGAUCUUCCAGCAUGAACCUAAGAACUCAAAUGGCAAGGCCCUUUGGCUCAGAACCUUCCUCCAGCCCUGGGCAAAGUCGUUACCAAUUCUCAUCACGAAUUAUUACGCUUGGAACUCGGGAUUAAACAUGCAAAAGGCAUGGGAAGGCCUCAAGAAGACUACACUUCGAGGAAAGGCAGACUUCCCCGAUUGGGAAGAAUGGGAGAUCAAUGAGUCCUUCCAGGCCCUCAUGAAUGAAUGUGGAAAGCUAAUGGCGAUGGCUCUUUUUGCCGAUGGUCUUGAUGAGUUUGAAAUACCCCCGGCCACAGUUGUUUCAUAUAUACGCUCUAUGGCGAAUGACGCUGCUCAAGGCAUUAACAUCUGCAUUGCAAGUCGGCCGUGGACGGAAUUUGAACAUGCUUCCAACGAUGGCCCCAUGCUACAGAUGCACCUUCUGACUGAGGAUGACAUGAUGACAUUUGUUACGAAGAGUUUUCAAAAGAACAGAGGAUACAUUGGACUGAAAAGUGUAUACCCUCACGAAGUUGCCAAGCUCACUGACGACGUGGUGCAAAAAGCGGACGGGGUAUUUCUAUGGGUGUCUUUUGUAGUCAUGGAACUCAUCGAUCUCUUCACGGCAGGCGACAGUAUGGCCCAGCUCCAAGAAACAGUAGAGAAGUUACCAACAAAUCUCUCUUCGCUCUUUGAUGCCAUUUGGGCCCGAAUACCCCAUCGUCACCUGCCUGAUGCUUGUGCUAUGAUUCGACUUGCAAGGAGUGCAUGCGGACCCUUGCCGUGGCUUUUGAUGUGGCUCGCCGAUGAGUCUCGGUCUACAAAGGUCGAUCCAAGCGCCAUGUCCUUAGAAGCGAAAUACCACGCCAAAAGGGGACUCAAGCGUAGACUUGCCACGCGUACUCGAGGCAUAUUAGAACUCAGUGGGGCUGCCCAAGAAGUUGUCAACUUUGCCCAUAGGACUACGAGGGAUUGGGUUAAACAAGCGCACAUAUGGGAGGAGUUAUGUGCUUCAUGCCCAAGAAAUUUCGAGCCACAUCUAGGUUUUGCUGCAGGCCGAAACCCUGCUGAUGUUUGA
Molecule: messenger RNA, 2031 nt
Organism: Fusarium venenatum
Lineage: Eukaryota; Fungi; Ascomycota; Sordariomycetes; Hypocreales; Nectriaceae
Source: RefSeq, a predicted model, not a curated record